Xiphophorus maculatus (southern platyfish) is the source of this 3422-nucleotide messenger RNA. RefSeq names its product carbohydrate sulfotransferase 3-like (gene chst3a). Gene Ontology annotation, cellular component: Golgi membrane. Bases 305 to 1633 code for a protein of 442 amino acids. Gene Ontology annotation, molecular function: N-acetylglucosamine 6-O-sulfotransferase activity; chondroitin 6-sulfotransferase activity. Gene Ontology annotation, biological process: carbohydrate metabolic process; N-acetylglucosamine metabolic process. The transcript has 6 exons. The record is from RefSeq and is a predicted model, not a curated record. Lineage: Eukaryota; Metazoa; Chordata; Actinopteri; Cyprinodontiformes; Poeciliidae.
UUAUGCACUGGGGAGACUGGAGACAUUUGUGCUACAUUAACUUCUUGUAGGUGCCUACACUCUGCAUCCGGCAGAGGAGAGCAGCCCGCGUCCCAGCACACAUGCAAUACAAUGAGUCAGUGUGUCCGCCACAGAGAAGACAAAGCUGCAGGAUGCGUCGAGGAGACGGGAAUUUGCGCAGGACCAGGGACCUUUCACUCGACUGCCGCGGACGGCACUGCUGAAGAAUGAAUCACUAGUCUCUACAUACAACCAAAACAAGGACUAGACUCUCGAGCUCCAGUUCCAAAACCAGGACUCAAGAAUGAGGACUAAGUAUGCAGUCAUCUUCAUCUGUGUUGUGGCCCUGGUCAUCAUCGAAAAAGAAAGCAAUAUUCUAUCAAGGGUCUCGGAUAAGCUGAUCCACAGGCAGAUACCACAGCAAACUCCAAAGACUCCUCAGAAUGACAACAAUACAGCAUCCAAAGAUUAUGUGGAUGUUCUAAAAGUGCUGCUCGGCCAACAACCCGCUACAAAAAACAGCCAAACAAAUCUCCUAGAAAAGAAAGAAGUGGAUGAAACUGGCGAUAUAAAUGUAAAAAGAAACAGCAGAGGUCGCAAGCAUGUGUUGCUCAUGGCUAGCACACGGACAGGAUCAUCGUUCGUGGGGGAGUUUUUCAAUCAACAGGGAGAGACAAUGUUUUAUUUGUUUGAGCCUCUGUGGCAUGUUGAGCGCCUGUUGGCCACAGAAGCAGAGGUGAACAAUUCGACAGCUUUGCCAGGAAUCUACGGGGACAUCCUCCAGGCGCUGUUCCUCUGUAAUUUCUCUCCCCUUGAAAAGUUCAUCUCUCCAUCACCGCAGAACCACGUCACCCCUAAUCUUUUCCGCAGAGAGUCAAGUUUAGCUCUCUGCGAAGAACCUGUUUGUACUCCUGUACUCAAAGAUGUUUUUGAGAGGUAUCACUGCAAGAUUCGCCAGUGUGGACCACUGAACUUGACUCUUGUGUCUGAGUCCUGCCUCUCCAAACAACACCAUGCCAUCAAGGCUGUCCGUGUGCGACAGUUGGACACACUGCAGCCCUUGGUGGAGGACCCCCAUCUGAACGUCGCCAUUAUCCAGCUGGUUCGAGAUCCACGAGCCAUCUUAGUUUCACGCAUGGUGGCCUUUCCCUCAAAAUACCAGACAUGGAAAGCCUGGGCGCAGGAUGGACAGGUGCCUGAAAACGACGAGGAGGUGAAGAGGCUAAAAGGAAACUGUGAUCAAGUUAGGAUAUCUGCAGAAUUGGGACUUAGCAAGCCCCAAUGGCUAAAGGGACGCUACAUGUUGGUGCGUUAUGAGGAUAUUGCUCGGUACCCGAUGCAGAAGGCCGAGGAGAUGUACACAUUUACAGGGAUACCUUUCAGCUCCCAAGCAAGAGAGUGGAUCCUCAGGAACACACAGACUACAGAGGAAGCCAGUGGAAUAUAUUCCACACAGAAGAACUCUUCGGAGCAGGCGGACAAAUGGAGGACUAGCAUUCCCUUUACGCUGGUUCAGGUUGUGCAGAAGGUGUGCGGUCCUACCAUGAAGCUGUUUGGGUACAGAUUUGUGGAUGAUGAAAAGACACUGAGUAAUAAGUCUAUCAGUUUGCUUGAGGAUAAACAAUUUUCAUAAUCAAGUGGAGUUUCUACAAAGACUGGGCCAUGGAAUGAGGUGGGGUGCAUCCUUAGCAGUUCAUCACAGGAAAACAGAGACAAACAAUAUCAUUCACAGAAACACUCAUACAUGAAAGGCAAUUUUUGAGACCUAACAACUUAGCAUGCAUGUCUUUGUCCUCUGAGAGGAAACCAGGGAGAAUCUGUGUAUUCACAAGGAGAAUAUUCAAGCUAGAUGUAGAAAGACCCUGGUCAGGACUGAAGAAAUUUUGCACAGCUCCAAUAAGAAAAAGUAUAACAAAUACAUACAUAUAAACCAAAACAACAAACAUCAUGUUAACCAUGUGUCUAACCUUACCAACAGAUAGCCUCUUUUUAAAGGGAAUACUUUAUAUGCACACUUUAUGCCAGUUUGUCAAACUGGCAUCUCAGUUUGAUGAACUGGCACUUUGUGCCAUGUUAUUUUUUUAGUCAACUAUCAGAUAAGUCAGCAUUUUUCAGUGGUCACUGUAUGAGAUGUAUGAUUUUAGUUUAAGAUGAUAGCAUUUUCAGAGAUAAACAAAAGUGGGAUAAUAUUGGAACAGCCUCUGCAGUACACUGCAAAAAAAAACAACAACUAAUUUACAGUAAAAUACUGACAACAGUGGCUGGGACAUCCUUACAUUGCUAGGAUGUCACAAAUACCAAUAAUAAAAAGUCAGUUAAGAGUAUCAAUUGCCAAUACAGGGUCCCAGUCUGAAGCGUCAUUACUUUUGAUAAAAUCAGUGUCAAUGACUGACAACUCCCCUUUCAAAGUGAAACAAUCCAUUGAAUUGUCUAACUUAACUCAUGUACCAUAAAUGUUCUGGAUCCUACAGCAACCUGAACAAGGGUUAAAUGGGAAAAUUGCUUCAAUGUUUUGAAAUAGUUUUAUCUAAUAGCUUUUAUCUUGUGCUUUUAAAAAUUUAAUAUAAUUCAAAAUCCUCUGUUUUUAUCAUAUGUCUUGAGGAUAAUUUAGCCCAUAGCAUAUUUUUGUGCAGUUCCAGUGAACUAUGUUUUGUUUGAAAUUAAAAAUACAAACUGAUUACCUUCAUAAACAUGGCCCAUAAUGAUACAGACAGAGAGUCACUGCAGCCAACACAGCUUCUCCUUAAUUGUUAAUAUAAUUGUAAAACAUUUAACAAAUUAAUUUGCCGGACAGAUUAAUGUACAACAAUUUUACAGGCAAUACGAAACAAACAAAAUUACGUUUAAAAAUGAACCCAUGCAAACACAUCUGCACAUUUUGCUGGGGGUAUAAUUGACAUCAAAUUAUAUCAAUAUGUCUAUCAGAGUUCAGUCUAGGGCUCCUAUACUGAUUAUUGAUAUUUAGAAUCAGAUUGGGACAUUCAUCAUAUAUUCACAAAUAUUUACUAAUAUUAUAAUUAAAACUGGACUAGACAGCUAAGGUAUCAUUUGAUCAGAUGGGGUGUGUUUUAGCAGUUUAAGAUCUUACUCAGGUAAAGUUAAAUAGUAGUUCCUUGUGUCUAUGAGGAGCAUUCAUACAGUAUUCUCCCAGGUGUAUGUAUAUAAUAAUACUCAGAACUUUACAAAUAUUACUUUUAAGGGUUUUGUGGUUAUUUAUGAAAAUACAUGUGAACUUGAUCUAUAUAUAUAUCAGUAUAUAGUGACAUGAGGUCAGGGUAGGCAGGUGAGGCAGAGCCUCACCUGUCAUCAAGGAAGAAUAAUAUAAUUUUAAGAUAAAUUAUAUUGCUUUUUUCAUCCUGUGUUUUGUACUAUAAAGUAUUUAUUUUUCAUUUAGCUUAACGAAUUUAGAUUAUUUUUUCUUC